UUUCUCAUUUUAAACUUCCCCCAUCAGGAUUUUAAGACCAAGUAAAGAACAACACAAACAUACAGGUCCAGAGUGUCAUCGUACCAGGGGUCAACGUAUAUCUGAUAUAGCAAAAAACUACAGCUACUAAACAUGCAACUUGUUUUUCUUCUGCUCUGUUUGUUUGUUAAACCAGCUUUUCUCCUGGAGAGCCAAAGGGCCAACUUGAUCUUCCAGAUUGGAGCACCGGUCAUGCCUGCUGGUCAGACCGUCCAAAUGUAUUGUAUGGGAUCAUUUGUUGUGAACAAAUACACCUGGUACCGUCUGAACCUGACCGCAUACACAGCUAUGAACAUUAACAGCAACUUUCUGACUCUACUUGUCACCAUUGAGGACUCUGGACAAUACGCGUGUUCAGGUUAUUACAAUGGAACAGUGUACUACAGUAAUGUAGUAAACCUGACUGUGGUAGAGAGACUCUCCAAUGUGUGGGUGUCAUCCACACCCAAGGACUUGGUCACCAUGGAGGGGCAGAGUGUCACCCUGUACUGUCAGGCCACCUCCCACCCCCCCUCUGUCAUCUGGAGCUGGAGCAGGUUGGACGAGCAGGGUGGGUGGCAGGAUGUGGGCAUCGGGCGAGAGCUGACCCUGAGCAUGGCAAAGGAGAGUGGGCAGUACAUUUGCCAGGCUUACAGCAAGAUCUUGGUCCUGACGCAGCAGCAACAAAGCCCCUCCCACACAGUCUAUAUCGUCUACUUCCCCAUGACUGGCAGUGUGUAUGCAGGAGUGGCAGGGUUGGUGCUGGUUCUCCUUGCCGGGGUCUUACUGACCUUGUUGCUGCUGUGGCUCUGGAGGCAGCGGGCCAAAGAGAGGGCCGGUCAAGAGACCUUGGCCACCAAUAGUGCACCGGCCAAAGGAUUUACUGGACCUGCAAAAGCACCAAAGGGGAGGAGUCAGGCCCAGGCUGGGGAUGAGGGAGAAGUCUACAUGAACUGUGGUGAAACCAACCAAGCCUACAGCGACCUGUCCCCCGCCUACAUGACAGGGGAUGAUACCUAUGCCACCUUGGGAUGAUUCCUACGCCACCUUCAAAUCACAUAAAAUUGUAUUAGUCACAUGCUUCCUUACGAGCCCCUAACCAACAAUGCAGUUUAAAACAAAUACGGAUAACAAUAA
Messenger RNA from Salmo salar (Atlantic salmon), 1155 nucleotides. Its product is annotated as Fc receptor-like protein 5. The record is from RefSeq and is a predicted model, not a curated record. Gene Ontology annotation, cellular component: plasma membrane; axon. Gene Ontology annotation, molecular function: cell-cell adhesion mediator activity. Gene Ontology annotation, biological process: dendrite self-avoidance; homophilic cell-cell adhesion; axon guidance. Lineage: Eukaryota; Metazoa; Chordata; Actinopteri; Salmoniformes; Salmonidae.